This is a messenger RNA of Andrographis paniculata, 4291 nucleotides long. RefSeq lists its product as uncharacterized. The transcript is spliced from 2 exons. The record is from RefSeq and is a predicted model, not a curated record. The coding region runs from base 758 to 1207 and encodes 149 amino acids. NCBI's taxonomy places the organism in Eukaryota, Viridiplantae, Streptophyta, Magnoliopsida, Lamiales, Acanthaceae.
UUCUCUUCUCUGGUUUUUUACUCUCUAUAUACAUUUAUUUGUUCAAUUCACUUCAUGGUAUCAGAGCCGUAGCUCGAUCCUUUUUUCUUCUAUGGCUACUGAAGAAGGCAAAUUAAGGAUGUCUACGCAAGGAACUACAAACACCACAGCCCACCUACAUGCUCAAUCCUUUGGAGCUCAAUAAUCCCUUUUACCAAAGACGUUGCAGCUUACGAGUGGUGAUCAACCAAACUUAUGUCUAGCCUCAAUUCCUUUGAGUGGAACUAAUUACUUUACUUGGUCUCAUAGAGUGUGGAACUCUUUAGUGGCCAAAGGGAAUGUUGGUCUUCUUACUGGGCAGAUUAAAAAACCAGCAGCCGGUACAGUCGAGCAUGAUGCUUGGACUAAAGUGGAUGCUUUAAUCCGAGGCUGGACACUAAAUUCCAUUUCUCCUGAAUUACAAGGUGCCUUCAUCUUCGUCUCUACAGCAAAGGGACUUUGGGAGAACCUAUAGGAGAAGUAUGGUCAGGCCAAUGGAUCUUCUAUAUAUCAAUUGAAGCAGUUGCUUGCCAGCCUAAAGCAAAGUGAUGAUUCACUCACAACUUAUGCAACAAAACUUCAAGAACUGUGGGAAAAGCUGCUCACAGUAGACCCUCCACCUGAAUGCUCAUGUGGUAUGCACCACAAACUCAUGGCUCGUAUGGACAUAGAUCUAUUAAUUUAGUUUUUAACAGGUCUAGGAGACUCCUAUGAAUCAGCAAAAGGCCAAAUACUAUUAAUGGAUCCUCUCCCAAAUAUGAACAAGGCGUACUCCUUAUUCUUACAAGUUGAAAAACAAAGAGAAAUUCACAUUACAAAGGAACAAAGUGCCUUUAUGAUUAUAAACAGAAAUACUGCAUCUAAGAAGACAACAUAUAAGAAACAAGCACAAGUUGAAAAGAAGAACCAAAUAUGUGAUCACUGCAAGAGAAAAGGACAUUCAAAGGAAUCUUGCUUUCAACUUCAUGGUACUCCUGAUUGGUACAAAGAGAUAGUUGAAAAGAGAAUGAUGGUUGGAUGCGAUGUAUAUAAGCAGAAACAAGACACAACUGAGUUAAAGCAAACUCAUCUUGACAUAAGUGCCAUGAUCAAAGCUGAACUUCAGAAGCUUCUGCUGAGCCAUUCCAAUGCGGACUCCCCAGUUGAGCUCUCCAAUGCUGCAAUUGAGUUUUCAGGACCCAUCCUCUAAUCAAGUCCUAGCAGUGGGAAGGCAAAAACAUAACCUAUAUAUCCUGAGAUGCUCCUCUGCUCCAGCUCACAACUUAGCUUCUGUAACUACUCUGACCAAGUCUUAAUUGUGGCAUUACAGACUUGGACAUGCCUCUGAAACUACUCUUAAACACUUACCUUUUGUUACAACUUCAAAUUGUAGUCCAUGUGAUAUCUGUCAUGAAUCAAAACAAACCAGAUUGCCUUUUAAUAAAAGCUCUUCUUGUGCUUUGCAUGCAUUUGAUCUUCUUCACAUGGACACUUGGGGACCUUAUAAAACAGCUACUCUUAAUGGUUGUCACUAUUUUCUCACAAUUGUAGAUGACUAUUCAAGAGCCAUAUGGACUUACCUCUUACCAAAUAAACAAAACAUCCACACCAUUCUUGACUCCUUCAUUGCUCAAAUUCAUAAUCAGUUUGGAACUACCAUAAAAAAAUUCGAACUGAUAAUGGAUCUAAAUUUCUUAACCACAGCUGCAAAACCCUGUUCCAAAAACAUGGCAUCCUACAUCAUCACUCCUGCCCCUAUUCACCUCAGCAAAAUGGUAGAGCCGAGAUAAAACAUAAACACCUCUUGCAAAUUACCAGAGCUUUGUUGUUUCAAGCUCAUCUACCUACCAACUUUUGGGGGGACGCCCUUCUACAUGCCACAUUUCUAAUGAACAGAUUGUCCUCCUCUGUACUUGGUUGGUCCACACCUUUUGAACUACUGCAUCACACCAAACCAACCUAUAAUGACCUUAAGACCUUUGGUUGUCUUUGCUAUGCUACAAAUAUUGACCCUGCCAAAUCCAAACUUGAUCCACGAGCCCAUAAGUGCAUAUUCCUUGGUCUACCUGCUGGACAAAAGGGAUAUAAACUCUUAGACUUAGGACGCAACAAAAGAUUUGUGGCAAGAGAUGUUGUGUUCUAUGAGCAUAUUUUCCCAUUUAGCUCCCUUUCAAGGUAUCCUAUAGCUCCUUAUGCUCCUGCUCCCUUUCCGUCGUCCAUUCCUGAUCCUCUUGAACUCUUACCUCAAAUUCAGAAUACAUACCCUCCUUUACCUCAAACCAUAUCCUAGCUUCCUGUGUCUCAGUCACCUCCUACCUCUCCAUCUCAAUCACCUCCUAACUAUCUUUCAUCUAAGGAACCUGAUUUGUCUCCUGGGUAUUCAUCUCCCUCUUGGCCAGCCAUGUUACCCAAUUCACCAAACACUGCACCCUCUUCUCCACUAUAUAUUCCACCCAAAAGACAAAUCAGACAGCCUGUUUGGAUGAAGACUAUGUUUCCUCUUUUCAUUAUUCACCCUCUUUUCCUAAGUCAUUCAUGCAUAUUUGGCAUAGUGUUGCUGCUGUUACUUGCCAAGAACCUGCUUUUUAUGUACAGGCCCAACAGGAUUCCCGGUGGAUGGCAGCUAUGAAUGAAGAGUUGGAAGCCCUUGCCAAAAAUGACACAUGGGAAAUCACACACCUAUACCCAAAGACGUCAAACCAAUUGCAUGUAAGUGGGUGUAUCGUAUAAAAAGACAUUCAGAUGGGAGCAUUCAGCGUUACAAGGCAUGCUUAGUUGCCAAAGGAUACUUACAGGUAUAUAGAAGGGAUUACAAUGAAUCAUUUGCUCCCGUAGCAAAGGUGGUAACAGUAAGAAUUCUCCUCACAAUAGCUUCCAUGAAUAUCUGAGAUGUUCACCAACUUGAUAUAAACAAUGCCUUGUUGCAUGGACAUCUCGAUGAAGACAUCUACAUGACUCCUCCUCAAGGAAGUAAUGUCCCAACAGGUCAUGUCUACAAACUUAAGUAAUCCCUGUAUGGCCUCAUGCAAGCACCACGACACGACAGUGGUAUAAGGAACUUGCAGCCAAGUUGAUUAAGUAUGGCUUUGAGCAAUCCUCACAUGACUCUUGCUUAUUCACUCUAUCAGUUGGAACAGACUUCACAGCCCUACUGGUGUAUGUCGAUGAUAUCCUAUUAACAGGGAAUGAUCCAUCAUGCAUUGACAAUCUGAAAGAAUUUUUACACCAAGAAUUCACCAUCAAGACAUUGAGCACAGUUGAUCUAUUCCUUGGAAUUCAAAUUGAAAGAACAGAUACUGGCCUUGCUGUCUCUCAACAUCAGUUUAUUGAUGAUAUUUUACAAGAAGCAGGAUUACUUCAUUCCAAUGCAUGUGCCACACCGGUAUCCCCUGGCUUGAAGUUGGCGCAUCAGAAUGGGCAUGCCUUAGCUAAGCCUGAGGCUUACAGACGUCUAGUGGGUAGGUUGCUUUAUCUGACUACCACAAGACCAGAUCUUUGUUAUGCAAUUCAACAACUUACUCAAUUUAUGGAUGCACCUACAUCUGAACAUUGGAAGGCAGCCCAACGAAUCCUCAAAUACUUGCAAGGUACAAAGCAUCUCCGUCUUUUCUUCCCUUGCAAAGGACAGUUCUCUCUUACAGCCCUCUGUGAUGCUGAUUGGGCAAGUUGCUUGGACACCAGAAAGUCACUAACUGGCUAUUGUCUAUUUCUUGGACCAUGUCUUAUCUCUUGGAAAACCAAAAAGCAACCAACCAUUGCCAAAUCCUCAGCCGAAGCUGAAUAUAGAGCAAUGGCAACUACUAUCUCUGAAUUACUGUGGAUAACAUAUCUGCUUCGGGACUUCCGCAUUAACAUGUCCACACCGACUCUAUUAUACUGCGAUAACUUGUCUGUUAUUCACAUGGUUAAAAAUCCGGUGCAUCAUGAGCGUACGAAGCAUAUUGACGUGGAUUGUCACUUUAUCCAUCACUACUAUGAAGCGGGGUUCUUUAAACCAAUUCAUAUUCCAUCUUCUCAGCAAGUAGCUGAUGUGUUCACCAAAACUUUGUCAUCUGUAUCCUUCCAUGAUGCUUGUAUCAAGCUGAAUCUGGGUUUUAUUAGCCAUCGUCCGCUUGAGGGGGGUGUGUUGAGUAACAAUACCCAAUUACAUGCCACCUCUCACAAUUCCAUCUCAUAUCCUCUACUGGAACCUGGCUAGCAGUUUGUUAUAACUUAUUCUUCUAUAAGUUAUUUAUGCAGGGACCACAUGAUGUGGAUUCCAAUUUGUUACACGGUUAUUUCAUUAUGUAUAUAA